This is a messenger RNA of Aureobasidium namibiae CBS 147.97, 1935 nucleotides long. RefSeq lists its product as uncharacterized. The record is from RefSeq and is a predicted model, not a curated record. Bases 1 to 1935 code for a protein of 644 amino acids. Lineage: Eukaryota; Fungi; Ascomycota; Dothideomycetes; Dothideales; Saccotheciaceae. Gene Ontology annotation, cellular component: transcription factor TFIIIC complex. Gene Ontology annotation, molecular function: protein binding. The transcript has a single exon. Gene Ontology annotation, biological process: transcription by RNA polymerase III.
AUGAAGGGCGACCCUAGGUACAACCCCCGUGGGUUGCUUGAGCCCGCUGCACGUGGCUCUAAAGAGCUACAACGAUUGUUCUUCUUCGGCCCUGCCAAGCAUGAUCAGAUGCCCGCCCUCAAGUCUCAUUACAGAUGGGGCGCUGAGCUUACUAUCCCAAGUCAUGAAGAGAACGCUGGUGGAUUCGGUGGCUUCAAGGCGAGUUACUACCACGGCGAUGCAGCCAUGAAAACCGAGUCGGAAGAGGGCUGGGAGUGGUAUGAGAAAGAAGGUGGUAAAGAAAGCUUCAAGUAUCACCAGCAGUCCAUUUCCUUGUCUCCACAAAAGGCUCAAGUAUACAUAUCGCCUGCUGCCCUUCAGAUCUGCAGACUGCUCAUGGGCCCAUACAAACGCCAGUCUCUCUAUGAGCUCAGGCUACACGAAAGCCUCAACCUGAACGAUCCAUGGGUACCAGGGAGCCCAUCUGCUGACACACCAGCACCGGCUCAAGAUGUUAAAUCGCUCAGGAAUGGAUGGAUGCUCAACCUAGGCGAAAAGGUGCAGCAUCUCGAAUGGGUCCCAAACAUUGAAGGUCCAAGACAGUUUUUGACUGUCACAACUUCGCCCUUGAUGGGCUCAGACCCGGAAGAACAAAAGUUUGCCGCACCUUAUGCACCAGCCUUCGCUCCACGUCCGCCAUCGAAGUCUUCCAUACAGAUCUGGGAAUUCCGCGCCACUCCUCAAGGACAUAUUGACGCUGCUUUUGCCCCCUUUCUCCAAAAGGUCAUCUGCUCUGAAUGGGGAGACGUCAAGACGUUCAAGUGGUGCCCGAUGCCUCGCAAACUAUCCCCAGAACAGCCAUUAGCACGUAUGAGCCUCGGCAUGCUGGCUGGAAUCUGGGCAGAUGGUGCUUUGAGAGUACUGGACGUCUUUGUCCAGGACAAAGACAAUGAGGAAACCGAGUAUGAGUUGGUCAAAUCUGCUGCAUUUACUGCUCAACCACCGAACACGAUAUGCACAUGCUUGACGUGGCUCAGUUCAACCAGUGUUAUUGCUGGAUGCGCCAACGGAUGUAUCGGUGUCUGGAAUAUUCCUUCUUCGCUUCCAAUCGCAUCGGCGGAAGACCAGCGAAGCUCAAAUGCCGAGCCUGUUCUGUUUACCCCAAUAUCACCCACCUACAUACUCAACGUGACCACCUGUUAUCCGUCACGCCCGAACAUCAUGAUCUCAUCUUCGAUGUCGGGCCAUAUUCAAAUGACUGACCUGAUGGAUACGACUUCCAAAGCAACCAUGACUCCUGCAGCGACAGUAAGAGCUAGUCGCUCCCGUGUUGGAAGAUCCGUCCUCGUGUGGCAUGAGUUCGCUCAGGUCAUCCUCACAGUCGAUGAUAAUUUUACUCUCGUCGCAUUUCCCAUCCGGCGAUUCUUUCGUCAGAUCUCAUUCACACGCUACCUAAGCUCGGUGGCGUGUCUUGCUUAUAGCCCUGUUCACCCAUUCGUAAUGGCCGGAUGCGUUGGUGGUGAGGCUAUUAGCAACAACCCUCUGCGUCGUGCUUAUGAGAACAAGGUUCCUAUCUGGAACCAGACCUGGUUUACGCAUGAAUGGAGACAAAUCGGCACUAGAGAGUCUAUAGUCGCUGGCGCUUCCGAUAGUGAUCAAGUCAUGGGAGGUGUACCGAAUGAGCUUAGAAGCCAGGUGACAAGCACAGAGAGCAGAGCAAAGGGCGAUUCACAAGAAAUCAGUCGGGUGCUGGAAGGGUUCAAGUGCAAGGAGAUCAAACUGUUCAACACCGAAGACGCAUUCACUCAUCGGGAAAACGGAGCGGUAUACUCGACCGUUUACGAUCUAAAGACAUCAAUCAAGUCGAUGGCAUGGAACCCAAAUCUCCAUGUUGGUGGGUGGAUCGCUGCAGGUAUGGCGAAUGGUCUCGUCAGAGUGGAAGAUGUUGCAUCGUGA